This is a messenger RNA of Seriola aureovittata, 4459 nucleotides long. Its product is annotated as inhibitor of nuclear factor kappa-B kinase subunit alpha-like. Gene Ontology annotation, cellular component: cytoplasm; IkappaB kinase complex. NCBI's taxonomy places the organism in Eukaryota, Metazoa, Chordata, Actinopteri, Carangiformes, Carangidae. The coding region runs from base 134 to 2422 and encodes 762 amino acids. The record is from RefSeq and is a predicted model, not a curated record. The transcript has 22 exons. Gene Ontology annotation, molecular function: IkappaB kinase activity; ATP binding. Gene Ontology annotation, biological process: tumor necrosis factor-mediated signaling pathway; peptidyl-serine phosphorylation; positive regulation of transcription by RNA polymerase II.
GUGACAUCACGCAGGAAAGUACACACUCUCACGGCGCAGGCAGCACUGACCUGAAAACAACAAGACACAGCCACAUUUCUACCGACAACGGCUCAUGACACCAUUGUAGAGACCCCCAAGUCUAGUUUCAACAAUGGAGAAACCUCCCUUCAGGCAGAACCAGAACUGCGGAGACUGGGAGCUGAAAGAGAGGCUGGGAAUGGGUGGCUUUGCCCAUGUCUACCUCUACCAACAUCAUGAAACAAAUGAAAAACUGGCAGUGAAGAUGUGUCGUCUGGAGCUCACGCCAAGAAAUAAGGACAGAUGGAGCAGAGAAAUCCAGAUCAUGAAAAAAUUAAAUCACAUAAAUGUUGUGACAGCCCGAGAUGUCCCGGAGGAGAUGAAGCACAUAGCCUUAAAUGAUCUUCCACUGCUAGCCAUGGAGUACUGCUCCAGAGGAGACCUGAGGAAGGUGCUGAGCAAACCUGAAAACUGCUGCGGUUUGAAGGAGAGCGAAGUGCUUUCAUUACUGAAUGAUGUUGGAUCUGGUAUCCAGUAUCUGCACGAAAACAAGAUCAUCCACAGAGAUCUUAAACCUGAAAACAUAGUGCUGCAAAAUAUCAAUGGAAAGCUCGUUCACAAAAUCAUUGACCUGGGCUACGCAAAAGACCUUGACCAGGGUAGUCUGUGUACUUCAUUUGUCGGCACGCUGCAGUACCUGGCACCUGAGCUCUUUGAGAAUAAGCCAUACACGGUCACUGUGGACUACUGGAGCUUUGGCACAAUGAUAUUUGAAUGCAGUUGUGGUUUUCGUCCUUUCUUGCACAACCUGCAACCUGUGCAGUGGGCCAGCAAAGUACGGAAUAAAGGUCCAAAGGACAUCAUGGCUGUAGAGGAAUUAAACGGAGAAGUCAGAUUCUCCACACACCUUCCGUACCCCAACAAUCUGAGCAGGACUCUGUUGGAGCCCAUGGAGGCUCUGCUUCAGCUGAUGUUAAAGUGGGAUCCUGUCCAGAGAGGAGGCAAACUGAACUCCGACACUAAGAAACCCAUGUGCUUUGAAGUGCUGGAGCAGAUACUGAGUAUGAAAGUUGUGCACAUCCUGAACAUGACCACAGCUCAGGUCCACUCCUUCCAGCUGACUCCGGACGAGAGUCUCCACAGUUUGCAGAAGCGCAUUGAGGCAGAGACAAGGAUCGAAGUGGUGAACCAGGAGCUGCUGCAGGAGACGGGCGUGUCACUGGACCCCCGGAAGCCUGCUGCACAGUGUGUCCUGGAUGGAGUGAGAGGCUGGGACAGCUAUAUCGUCUACCUGUUUGACAAGAGCAUCACCAAGUACUCUGGUCCCUUCAGUGCCAGACAGCUGCCUGACAAAGUCAACACUAUUGUCCAAGAGGCCAAGACCCAGCUGCCCCUGGUUGCACUGAAGAAGGUUUGGGGUGAAGCAGUGAGCUACAUCUGCGGUCUGAAGGAGGACUACAGCAGACUUUUCCAAGGACAGAGGGCUGCUAUGUUGAGUCUCCUGCGCUACAACACCAACCUGACCAGGUGUAAGAACAGCAUGUUCGGCUUCUCUCAGCAGCUGAAAGCCAAACUGGACUUCUUCAAGAGCAGCAUCCAGUAUGACCUGGAGAAAUACAGUGAUCAGAUGCACUAUGGCAUAUCCUCUGAGAAGAUGCUGAAAGCCUGGCAGGAGAACGAGGAGAGAGCUGCUGCGUUUGCACAGGUGGCAGAGGUGAGCCAUUUGGAUGAUGAGAUCAUGGCUCUGCACUCUGAGAUAGUGGAACUUCAGAGGAGCCCGUACGCCCGACGCCAAGGAGACAAGAUGGAGCAGCUAGAAGAAAAGGCCAUCGAGCUCUAUAAGCAACUGAAGAUGAAGUGCAAAAUACCUGAGCCAGAUGUGAGCAGUGACAGUUCUGAGAUGGUGAAGGCCAUCAUUCAGACAGUCCAGAACCAAGACAAGGUCCUCAAAGAUCUGUACACCCACCUCAGUAAGAUCCUAAUCAGCAAACAGAAGAUCAUUGACUUGUUUCCGCGAAUUGAGAAAACUCUGGAGAGCAUCAAGGAUGCGGACAACACAGUGAUGCAGAUGCAGAUAAAGAGACAGAGAGAGUUCUGGCAUCUACUGAAGAUUGCAUGUGCUCAAAACUCGUCACGCAGCUCGAUAGCAGCCAGUCCCGAGUCGUCCAACCUGCUGCAGGUUUCUCAGUGGUCACAGUCAGCACAGCCUGUCAGCUCCCCACAUCCUCUCACCUCCCUACCUGGGCCAAAUGACAGUGAUGCUGCCCCACGUCUGCUGCAGGAGAACCAGAAGUACCUCAGUCAGCUGACCAGCCUGAUGCAGGAGGCUGCUGAUGAACAGGGCAAGAGCAUAGUGGACCAAGACUGGAGCUGGACAAAAUACGAAACUUUAACAACAAAAUUAAAAAAGCGAAAUGCGUAAGACCCGUCAUGUCCUCCAUCCCUGCUUGUGCUCCGAGUAACACUAAGGACUGUGAGCUGUUAACUCAGCAGAAAGGCACCAAACCUUGUAUAGUUGUACAUGGACUCGGGAUAUUCUCUUAAAAACGGUUCUCUUGAUCUACUUUUUAAAAAAAAAAAAAAAAAAAAAAAAAAACAAGAUGGAGUUCACCCAUGCUCAGUGGUGUCUGUCCACUCUCAUCGUCUCACAUGGUGGAAAGUUUGAUCAAUGAAUAUUCUUGUUUUUGUAUGAAAACAAAUGAAGCUGUGUCUCUCUAACUCCUUCUGCUGCACAUUAUUUAUCAUAACUCAUGAAAACUGAUGAUUCUCAUUUAUACUGUUGCAAAAUUGAGCAAACUGUAGCACCGGAUUUUUGGAGGUUUUGAGGUGGAUUCAUUCAUCACAUGGGAGAAUAUUCGGCAGAAACAAGGGAACUAGGUCAGCCUCGUGACACACAAGGAAAAGACAGGAAGUGGUGGAGGGGUGAGGGAGGGAGGGUCGAGGAGGAAAUUACAAUCAAGCAAACAGCACUUUGAUACUCCCAUGUGUUCUCUCUGUGAAGAGAUGAACCGUUCCAGGCUGCCAAAACUGUCGCAGGAUUCACGGUCACAACAAGACGGAAACUGUUAUUGUCUCAUAAUCAAUUUGAUAUAUUUUACUAUAAACAUUCUGGGAUUUAGAUUCUAUGUACAUCUUAAUUUUUUUUUUUUUUUUUUAAAUAAAGUGUUAUAUAUCAUAGGCAGACAGACGUGGCGGGCCAUUAUGUUUAUACAGUGUCUAUAAUGUACAUCUGUCUUUCAAAAUGGGUUUGAGUCUCAUUUAUGUGCACAUAAUAUUUCUAUUUCUUUGGACGGUUUAUGCUGCGUUCAUGUCAUAUUGAGCUGAUUUAACAGUUGGCAAGGAGUCGAGCUUAAAUGAUGAGUUGAUUAAUUGAUUAGUCGUGUGAAAGGAAAAGUCAGAAGUGCAAAUUAAUUGUUUUUGCCAAUUUUUAAGCAAAAAUAGAAUGUUUUUUGGUUCCAGCUUCUCCAUCUUACAUGGUAGUUAACUGUGAACUGAGAAUCGGUGGGUUUUGGACUCCUGGUCAAAUACAGAAAGCUGUUUGAAGACAUCAUCUUCUGCUGUGGGAAAUUGUUAUUUUCACUUUUAAUUAUAAAUAUAUAAUAAACCCAAAUUUAAUGUAUUUAGUGCUAAGGCACAGUAUUUUUAACGCUCACACAACCAAGUCUGUUGUCAUAAUAGUGUCUCAAGUUGCACUCAAUGUUUGUUAUAAUGUUCCAGUGCCCAAGGUGAUGUAUAUUCAUGCAUAAAAAACAGUAUAAACCACAAAGAUAUUCAUCUUAAAAUGACAUAAAACAGACAAAAGCAGUGAUUUCUCACAUUGAAAUGAUUAAUCAAUCAUAUUUGUCCAAUCAUUUUCUGUCAAUCGACUAAUCUAGAGCUGCAGUGAUUAGUUAAUUCAUUGAUCUAUUAAACCUCAGUAGCUUUUGUGAGUCAGACAAAACAAGUGUUAGUCGUUUGAUCAUUAGUGUCAGCCCACCACUAAUCAAUUAAUUGACUAAUCCUUUCAGCCAUAGAUGUAAACAUGCGACUCUGCCAUUCUAUCCGAUCAUCUAUGAUGUGAACGCAACAUUUUUCAUGGAGGUGUAACAGCCUGGUUUCCAUCAAACACUGUAGCACAGUCGGCAUCUUCUGAAUGAACAGAUCUGAGAUGCUCACAGGAAACCAGGACAGUAAACGACUGAAUGUACUGCAGUUACACCGUCAGGUGUCAGCUGUGUUUUCACGUGGUUACUUUGGGCCAGAGAGAAAUUAACCUUCUGGGUUGUAUUUAUGAAGUCGAAGUGCAAUGGAGAAAAAUAUAUUUUGUAUUUAAGUACCUCGAUUUGUCGGUUUUCUUUCCAUUUGAGUAUUUGUUUUCAUCUGAUGGUUUAACUUUGUCUCUGAAUGUUUGAUUUCUAGAAAUGUCAUUGUAUAAAGAUCAAAUGUUUACCUGGUGAUAAAAUAAAAGACUUUGGCAUGA